AUGGCCACGGCCGGCAUGGAGAAAGAAACGGCCGAGCCGGACAUUUCCUUCAGAGAGCACUUCGAUGCUUUGAUCUCCAAGCUCAGAGAAGAGUUGCUGCAUCACUAUGACAGAGAUGUGGCUUCGCGGAGAGAGCCAGGGUCCGAGAAUCCGGUGGACUCCGAGGUCAUCCAGAUUGUGCACAGCACGCCUAUACUCUUAUCGGCCUCCAAAGGCAGAGCCGACUCAAGUGACUCAAACUCAGCCGAGGCCAUGGGCAACCAGGUCUCGGCUGCCCCGGACUCACCCGGAAGCAUUCCGAGACCGCUGGUUGUUCCAUUGCAAGACAGCUCCGAUGAGUCGGAUGCAGAGGUCUCUGAAUCGAGCUUCGAUGGAGAGCUCAAGACACCGAAAAAGAAGGCCCCACGCCCGGCCCCACGCGAUCCAGAGAAGCCUCCCCCUCCUCGCCCGGAACUACCGGAGCUGCCGAAGGAAGAUGCCGUUCUAGCUCCGAAAGCAACGCCAAAGAUGCUUCUCGUAUCGCAGGUCGCCCCGAGCUCCAUGGAGCAUUUGCCAUUGCCGAACACUUUGGAGACCCAGGACACUGCGCGGACUGAAACGUUGCGCGUGCAGGCUAUUGCCACGCAGGGUGGUCACAGGCCUUCUGUGAAUUCCGCAUUGAAUUCCUCGAGACGCGCAGACUCUGAGUCCAGCUUUGAAUCAAGCAGCGAUGGCGAUGGUGGCUUGUAUCCAGAUGGCCACAUCCCGUCACACAGUCGCUUGGCCAAGAAGCGGAUCAGCAAUGCCUCCAUGGCCGAUUUCUUCAAGCGGGAGCCAGCCGUUUCUCGAGUAUGGCUCUUUCUGGAGGAUCCUGAUUCGAGCCGUUCAGCCUAUUGGUUCGCUACGCUGAGCAACUACUUCGUCUGCUUGAGCAUCAUUUUCACGAUCUGGCAAGCAUCGCUUUAUCCGCCCUUGUCCGGUAUGGUUGAAGGCAUCAUCCAAAUAGCAGUCGAGGUGCUCAUGUUGCUUGAAUUUAUUGUUCGAUGGAUUGCGUCGGGGCCGAAGAGGGAGUUCGUCCGGAACCCCUACAAUGUGAUCGACCUUGCAGCCUUUAUUCCGACAAUCGUUCGGCUUGCUUCUGGCGUGGAGACCCCUUCGACUGCAAGGAAUCCCUUUUCUCACUACGUCUUGGUGUGUUUCGUUCCAGUAAUACGGCAGCUGAAGCUGAUUCGUCGAUUUCAGAAGCUGCAGUUGUUAUUGCACGUGCUUACUACGGUUUUCGAUGCCCUGAAGCUGUUGCUGUUCCUGGUUUGUCUGAUUGUCCUAUUCUUUGCAGCGGUGCUUUAUAUUGUGGAGCCAAACGAUGCAAAUGCAGUAGAUUCGCUUCCGACGUCAAUUUGGCUUUGCAUUGUCACGGUCACGACCGUUGGAUACGGCGAUGUGGCGCCGACAACUUGGCCUGGACGAAUUGUGGCGGGCACUCUGUGCUUCAUCAGCGUGCUCUUUAUGGCCAUGCCGCUGUCGGUUCUUGGAAAUGCCAUGUCGCAGACAUGGGCAGAUCGGCAUCGCAUCCUCCUCAUGACACGCACGCGGUCUCGCCUGAAGAACCUGGGGUACUCUGCAGAUGAUAUGCCCAAGCUUUUCAAGAAGUUCGAUACCGACAACAACGGCGAGCUGGAGUUAGAAGAGUUUGUC
Molecule: messenger RNA, 1674 nt
Organism: Symbiodinium necroappetens
Lineage: Eukaryota; Dinophyceae; Suessiales; Symbiodiniaceae
Source: the annotation of a GenBank genome assembly